Macrosteles quadrilineatus (aster leafhopper) is the source of this 1611-nucleotide messenger RNA. RefSeq names its product pickpocket protein 28-like. The transcript has 10 exons. The record is from RefSeq and is a predicted model, not a curated record. Lineage: Eukaryota; Metazoa; Arthropoda; Insecta; Hemiptera; Cicadellidae. Bases 1 to 1611 code for a protein of 536 amino acids. Gene Ontology annotation, biological process: sodium ion transmembrane transport. Gene Ontology annotation, cellular component: membrane. Gene Ontology annotation, molecular function: ligand-gated sodium channel activity.
AUGGCGACCAAUGUCGGUGCGGCGCCGAAAUGGCCACGUUCUUGGGAGACUCACGACUACAAUUGUAUAUGUCUGAAACAAGCUUCGCAUGACUUUACCCAGCAAGCUUCGCUACACGGCCUACGAUAUAUCAGUGACACUAGCAUAUCCAGAUUGGAAAGGUGGUUUUGGAUGAUCGCCUGUCUCGUAGCAGGCUCGUUCGCUGUACACUUCAUCGUAAACAUGUGCUACGAUUGGGUGACCAGUCCUGUGAUCCUCACCCUGUCUCCUCAAACCACUGAUCUCAAGGACAUCCCCUUCCCAGCCGUCACCAUCUGCAACAUCAACAAGGUCCGGAAAAGUGUGGCGCUAGACAUACUUAACAGGUCGACGAUUUGGUCCGCAUCUAUUGAGCGAAAGCUGCUGAACGACUACUGCCAUCGCCCCCAGGAUCCACGGGACGUGUCCAUCAACGAGAACGAGAUACCCUGGGCAACAGUGCAGGAGUUCCUGUUUAAGGUUUCUCAAAACUGCAGCAAGAUGAUGGUGGCGUGUUUUUGGCGCGGAGAGAAGUUCAACUGCAACAAACUGUUUGCUCCUUCUCUGACUGACGAUGGCUUCUGCUGUGCAUUCAACGUCGUCAAGAAGGAAUACUUGUUCAACAACGCUGGCUGGACUGGACUCAACCACACAGUUCCGUUUGACUCUGUCGACUGGACCAUGGAGAAAGGAUAUCCCGAAGGGACGCCGCCUUACACACUGCCUUGGAGACCAUGGGGUCCUGGUAGUCAUAAGGGACUUAAGGUCGUUCUGGAUGCAGAACUAGACGAGUUCUUCUGCUCCACAGAGGUCAGCGUAGGGUUCAAGUUGGCAGUGCACAACCCCAAGGAGACGCCCAAGAUGAAGGCCUAUGCCUCCACGGUGCAACCAGGACAUGAGACGAGGGUGGUUGUGGAACCGGCCAUCUGGACGUCCAGUAGAGAGCAGCUGCAGAACGUGCCUUUGGACAAGAGGAACUGCCUCUUCCACAACGAGAAAAGCCUCGCCUUCUACCGCACCUAUUCCUUCCGCAACUGCAUGCUGGAGUGUGAAACAAACAACACGCUGCAGUCAUGUGGCUGUGUCUUCUUUUACAUGUCCAGGGACGAGUCCGUAAAGGUGUGUGGCAGAAAUGAAUCGAAAUGUGCUUUAAAAGCUCUAAACUCGAUGGCUAGUGUGGACGACGGAGACCCGUACACUUCUUUAGAGGGAGAAAACUUUACCAAAGGCUGUGGCUGUAUCCCAGGAUGUUUCUCCUUGACCUACAGGAAGAGACUGUCUACCACCAUACUAAAUGAUAAAGCAUCAUUCAUCCCUAAGAAUAUAAUGGGUGGCAAAAACUCCACUUACUUUAGCAAGAAUAUGGCCAUCGUGAACGUAUAUUUUGCUGAAGCCCACUUCACGUCAAUUCAUCGAGCUCUCUUGUACACUGUAACAGAUUUUUUAGCUAACACUGGAGGAUUGCUCGGAUUGUUCAUGGGCUUCAGCUUCCUCACAGCCGUAGAAGCAUUUUACUUCCUCACCCUAAGGAUUUGGUGUUUCGUCGUCCGCAACCGCCAGAUACCCGAUGUGGAGCCUUCAAUGCGUCCUUAG